AUGCCGUCGGCCGCCGCGGCCGCCGCCUGGCUCGGGGGCCUGGCCCUGCUGGCGGCCGCGGGGCCGGCCGCCCGCCCCGCGGCGCCCGCCGGGGGCCCGCCGCUGCAGGCGUGCCCACGGGAGGUCGGCCAGAAGAGCGCCCGUGCGUCCUCGGCUUCCACCAAAGUCGAGCUCACGUUCCAGAACCAGACGCCGGUGCCGCUGGAGAUCGUCUGGAUCGACACCCGGGGCGCCGAGAAGGUCACGAACGAGAACCUGCCCCCCGGCAAGUCUGCCGUGCAGAGCAGCUUCGUCGGGCACGUCUUCGCGGCGCGGGAGCCGAAGUCCCGCACGCUCGUGAAGGUGGUCAGGGCGUCGGAGGAGGACGCCCAGGCCGGGCGACCGGCCAUCGUGAUCCCAGUUUGCAAGGGCCUGCUGGAGAGCGUGAAGGCCGUUGCCCCCCCGCGCCGCCCGGACCAGAGCAGGUGGAAGGAGUUUGAGCAGCUGGCUCGGGAUCACGGUUCUCCCUGCGUCGGCCAUUCGAAGGAGUGGAGUUGCGUCCGGCGGGUGACGGAGGCCGAGGUCAAGCAGCGCGAUCCUGCGCUGUACGGCUUCAGCGCGGACGAGACUGGCAGCGGGAACCCUUACAAACGUGGCGCCACGGCCGACCAUGUUUGGAUGAGCCAGCAGAGGUACAUAGUUAACGUGACCAAUCAAGAAUCCAACCAGGCACCACUUGGCUUUCUACCCCUCUCAAACGUACCAGGGAGCACGGUGACGGACUACGAGGGUGGAUACCUGAAGAUGCACAUGACAGACAAGAUGAAGUCCCUUCUUUACCCUUGGUACCAGGAGCGGUUGCGCGACUCUGUGAGGAAGCACGACCCCAUCCCUGGGUUUUUCACAAAUAGCCAUAAGGUCGCAAUGGAUAAGAUUGAGAUCACUCGCUUCCCAGCUGUGUACAACGGCUUGGUGCAGGAGAUGAAGCAGGUGCUCGAGUGGUGGACGAAUCAGACCCUCCAGCACACAACGACGUUCGGCCUCCGAGUUUACCGUCGCGGCUCGAUGCUGAUAAACCACUUAGACCGGAAGGACACACACGUGGCCAGCGCGGUGAUCCAGGUGGGCGCACGUGCCGAUGUCGGCUGGCCCCUCGAGGUCAUCCACCCCCACAAGACCGGCCUCGCGGAGGUGUAUUUGCAGCCCGGCGAGAUGGUGUUGUAUGAGGGGGCCCGGGUGGUCCAUGGCAGGCCGAUGCGGUUCCAGGGCGAGGAAUUCGGGAACAUUUUCUCGCACUUCAAGCCCGUGGACUGGAACGGGCCCACGGACUGGGAGAACCCGUACUUCAGGCUCGAGCGGGACAAGUUGCGUUAUUCAGAUCUGGAGUUGUAG
This is a messenger RNA of Prorocentrum cordatum, 1371 nucleotides long. NCBI's taxonomy places the organism in Eukaryota, Dinophyceae, Prorocentrales, Prorocentraceae. The record is from the annotation of a GenBank genome assembly.